Peromyscus eremicus (cactus mouse) is the source of this 1065-nucleotide messenger RNA. Its product is annotated as melanoma-associated antigen B4-like. Gene Ontology annotation, biological process: negative regulation of transcription by RNA polymerase II. The record is from RefSeq and is a predicted model, not a curated record. NCBI's taxonomy places the organism in Eukaryota, Metazoa, Chordata, Mammalia, Rodentia, Cricetidae. The transcript has a single exon. The coding region runs from base 1 to 1065 and encodes 354 amino acids. Gene Ontology annotation, cellular component: nucleus.
AUGCCUAGGGGCCACAAGAGUAAGGGGCGCUCUCAUGCCAAAUGUCAAAAUGUAAGGGAGAAGAGUCAAAGUCUGCAUGAUGCUCAGCCCGCUGCUGCAAAGGAGGAAGCAACAUCUUCUGUUGGUCAAGGGGAUCCUCCCAGGUCCCCUGACACCUACAUUCCCCAGGAUACUCAGGAGGAUGUAGCCUCUGUUGCUGAUGAUUUAAGUGUGUUAUCGAUAGGUGCUGUAGGUGGUGAGGCUUCUGAUACAAAUGCUGAGUUUUCUGUUAUAGAUGCAGAGAGACCUUCAAGUACCUCUAUAAUAGCCUCUACUAUUGGCUCUGCACACAGAUCUUAUUUACAGGCACAGAGUAUAUUGAUGGACUUCAUCCUGGAGAAGUUUAAGGUGAAAGAGCCAUUUACACAGAAAGAUAUGUUGAAGGUGAUUAACAAAAAGUGCAAAGAAAAGUUCACUGAUAUCAUUAAAAGAGUCUCUGAGUGGCUGGAGUUUGUCUUUGGCCUGGAGUUGAAGGAAGUUGAUCCCAGUUCUCAGUCAUAUAUGCUAGUGGGCAAGCUGGGUCUCUCCACUGAGGGAAGUCUGAGUAGCAAUAGUGGGUUGCCCAAGACAGGGCUCCUGAUGGCCCUCCUGGCUGUGAUCUUCAUGAGUGGCAAUAGUGUCAGUGAGCAAGAAGUCUGGGAAUUCCUGAAAGCACUGGAGAUGUAUCCUGGACAGAAUCAUUCAAUCUUUGGGGACCCUGAAAAGUUCAUUAAAAAAGAUCUGGUGGAGGAAAAUUACCUCGAGUACUGCCAGGUGCCUAGCACUGAUCCCCCCACCUAUGAAUUCCUGUGGGGUCCCAGAGCCUAUGCUGAAACCACCAAGAUGAAAGUCCUAGAAGUUUUUGCUAAGAUCAACGAUGAUGUUCCCAGUUCCUACCCUAGUCUGUAUGAGGAGGUUCUGAGUGAUGAGGCUAAUAGAGCAGCAAGGAGAGUUACAGCUGUGCCUGGCAAUGAUGUGAAUUCUCAGGUGCACAGCCCACAGAUCCUCCCACAGCUAGCUGGUUUUGAGAGUUUUCCAGGCUGUUGA